This is a messenger RNA of Xenia sp. Carnegie-2017, 1217 nucleotides long. RefSeq lists its product as uncharacterized. The transcript is spliced from 5 exons. NCBI's taxonomy places the organism in Eukaryota, Metazoa, Cnidaria, Anthozoa, Malacalcyonacea, Xeniidae. Bases 1 to 978 code for a protein of 325 amino acids. The record is from RefSeq and is a predicted model, not a curated record.
AUGGAAAUGGCAACGCGAGUGAAGAGUUCUGUGAGAAAAGCUCUAGUUUUUCUUUGCUUAUUCACGUUUUUCACUAAAUGUUUUAGUCUCAUUGUAGAUAAAGAUUAUGUAUCAAUUUAUGAGAAUGCAAAACAUUACUGGCCAUUGCAAAAGAUUGUUAACAACACGAGCGUUGAUACAAAAUCAUCCAUACACGCCUCUAUCAUAGAUGCAGCCAUACUUAACGAGACCAAGAUAUUUGGUGCAGCAAUAAUGUUGGAUGGUACUGACGAUUGGAUUGAUUUAGAACCGAUGAAGAAUGACGAAUGUACGACAACAUCAAAAUGUCCACACGGAUUCACCGUCGUUUUAUGGUUAAAACACUUGGGCGGCAAAUUUUUGUUGUGCACGGGCAUGUAUCGGAAUAGCAGAGGGCCUGGUAUCAAGUUUACGUUUGAAAACGAUUGGUUUUUGAUUAAAGUCUCUACAUUUACUCAUUCGUGGAUUUUGAAGUCGAAGUUAAUUUCAGGACGCUGGGUACAUGUCGCCUUUGUAUGGUCUCUUGACGUUGGAAUCAUUUUCUACAUAAACGGUAAAGAGAAGGGAAAAAGCCAACCUAAAAUCAAUGAGAUAUUUACGAAACUGGAAUCUAAUCUUGGAUGGUCAAUUGGCAGACCAAACGACAUUUCCCAACUAAACAAUUAUGGACAUUUAGGCAUUUCUCAUCUCGCCUAUUGGCCCAGGCAACUCACUCAAUUUGAAAUCAACACAGCAUAUUAUGAAACUGUUUUAUCCGAGCAAAAGAAAUUGAGAGACUUUAUAGCCUCUAAGUCACCAACGAGUAAGACUGACUUUAGUUUGAAGACCUCGGGAAAUUCCAGAUCUGCAGCUGUGCAUCCUUCCAAUCUGGUCAAUUGUGGCUGUUUAUUUCUAUGCUUUUCGUUUCCUUUCUUUGACUUGGGAAAGCAGCGCAUGCGUCAAAAGUGUCAUGAAAAGUAAUUGGUGCUCAAAAUCUUUUGCUUGGAAAAGAAAUUUUAUGUUUGGUGUGGAUAUUAGUAUAUGGAUGUUGUAAUAUCUGUAUUUAGUCAGAGGAAUUUUUCAUGUAUAAUUGGAUACAUACUUCAAUAUAUUAUUUUGACAUUACAAAUUCAGUUGUUGGAAAAAUAUGUUGUAAUUUUAAACUUUGAGUUGUCAUACCAUCAACAAUUUGCAAUGAAUAAAUGACAAAGAAAUUGAAA